AUGAAUGGAUUAACGAGAGAUGAGAUUGAAGAACGAGCAAAACGAAGUUUUAGUUGUGGAGGAAAUACUUUCAAUGAUAUUUAUAGUUGUCGAGGAGGAUAUCAUGAGUUUAACGAAACUAUUGAUGAGUUAAUAAAACUUGAUUCAAUAGAAAUUAGUAAAUUACAUACAACCAAAGAAGUUCUUGUGUUGUUGAUUAAAAAUGCAUUACUAAAAACUGAGUUAAUUGGAGGGGUUGAUAUUAGUGAAAAAGAAGAAAAAAGUGAUGAACAAAUAAUUUCAUUUAAAGAAUAUAAGUUAAUAUUUGAUGGAAAGGAAUGGAUUAAUCAGGAACUUGUUAAGUAUUGUCAACCUCAAAAACUGAUUAUUCGAAGAAAAGAAGAAAAAGGAUAUCAAUAUUCAUUAUUUUAUAAUCCAUCUUUAAUUGAAUCUCCACUAAAUACUAGAUGGAAUUGUGAAUAUAAAAUAAUUAAUGAAACUACUGGAUUGUCAAUGACUAUAGGAGGAAAUGCUUCUGUUGGAGUUAUCCAAUUCAUAGAGAAGUUUGGUUAUUUUGAAGGGAAAAAAGGAGAAAACAAAUACAGAAUUGAACCAUCUUUUGUUCUUGCUAUAUUAUGUGGUAUUAUAUCACAACAAACUAUUGAAACAUAUAAUGAGUAUAUUAAUAUUAAAUCAUCAUUGUUAAAACAAACAAUUUCAACAUUAUACUCUCGAUUAAAAUUAACUCAAGACUUUAGUGAAUCUAACUGGAUUCAUAAACAAAUCACAAAAAGUGAAUUACUGUUAAAACAAAAUGAGGAAAAAUGGGAUAAAUGCAAAAACCAAUUAAAAAAACAUUUAAUUUAUGGCUAUUAA
Molecule: messenger RNA, 855 nt
Organism: Entamoeba dispar SAW760
Lineage: Eukaryota; Evosea; Mastigamoebida; Endamoebidae
Exons: 1
Coding region: 1-855 (284 amino acids)
Source: RefSeq, a predicted model, not a curated record